Molecule: messenger RNA, 1785 nt
Organism: Exserohilum turcica Et28A
Lineage: Eukaryota; Fungi; Ascomycota; Dothideomycetes; Pleosporales; Pleosporaceae
Exons: 2
Coding region: 1-1785 (594 amino acids)
Source: RefSeq, a predicted model, not a curated record
AUGGUCCCUCUGCGGCGCCCGUCCCAGAGAAGCCGCCGCAGCUUCGACGAGCGCAACGCCUACGCAUGGCAAGACGAGCGCGAUAACCGCAUCAUGACGGCCACCUUCCCCAUCCAUCCCAUCGCCUCGAUGCAGGCGCCCUUUGAGGAGUCGAUGCUCGAUGCCACCGGCGAAACGGGCCAUGUCCCCUUUGUGAGCCCCAAGAAGGGGGUCAAGACCCGUCAGCAAUUGCUGUGCCGAGAGGAGAAGGCCCUCGAGCCCUCGUGGAACUUUACAUAUAGCUGCCAUUGGAGACACAACCCACAGGGCAAGUUCCACACCCUGACCAAGACGAUUGCGCAAAUCAUCUUCGGCGUCCACCUGCUGCACCAGCACCUGGAAAAGUCGGUGGCCGAUGUCGCCGACAUCCUGCUCAAGCAUGUCAACGAGCUCGACAGCUUCCUGCAGCGUGCCAACGAGGACCUCGAGAGCAGCAUGAAGGACAUGCUGUUCCGCCACAAGUGCCUCAAGGUCCCCAUGGAGCACGUCAACGAAUUCGACCGCCUGCUCGAAGACCGCUCGUAUCGCGCCCAGCUCCUCGAAGGCAACGUGGUAAUCGAACGCACCAUUGGCCGCAUGUCGACGCUGCUCAACGACUAUCUCAUCGACAUCAACGUCUUCCGAGAGGCCAACCAGGAGCUCGACAUGUACUUGGCCGACGUGGGCGACGCAUGGACAUAUCGAAAUGAGGACAUUGGCCGGAUAUACUCUGCCAUGUGCGGCAACACGGGCGGCUGGUCGCAGUUCUUGCAGAGCCUCGUCGCCAAAGCAGAGCGACUGGGUGUUGUGCUUGUGCAAGUCAGCAGCUACUGCAAUGAAAUCGAAAAGCGUUGUGGUGCCGCUAGUCGCCGAAGUUUGAUUGCAACGCGAACAUCGUCGCGAAACUCGUCCAACUCGCGUGAUGGCCGCUCAUUCCGAAAUUUCGCCAACAACAAACCUCUGCCUACGCCGCCUCCGGAGCGCCCGCCUUUUAUGAGUGCUUCGUCUUCAGGCCGCGAGACGCCAGCGAGCCUGGGAACCCCCCAGCGACAGUCGACCAUCAAGGCCAAAACUCAGCACCACCCAGAAACGGCGAAUGCACCCGACUCUGCCACAGAGACACCAAAGCGGAGCGAAGAUUCGUCAUCCGUAUCCGCCAAAUCCACUGCCGACGUAGAGGGCCGGCGGCAGGCGGACCAGCCCGAGUUUUACCAGGAAUUCUGGUACAACGACGACCAACGUGGAAGAGCCACACCGCUGGCAAAGCCCCGUAGCACACACCAACUCGCGGGACACCAACAGAGCUCGGCACCAUCGAAUCUGGUUGCAGAAGAGCAAUCGUCGGCAACAAGGCACACGUACGCGAAACCAGGCAAUGACGAUUGCAGUCCUCCUUUGACCGGAAAGGACUCUGCUUACUCUUCUGUUUCUAGUGCGUCGGCCAUGUCGCCCGAUUAUGCAUCGCCGCGUUCAGCCUCGUCCAUGUCGUCGCGACAAACGGCACAGUUUGGCCUGUUUCCUAGCAGAAACCUUAGCGCUCCAAAGAGUCCGGCUUCCAAUCAACUCGGCAGCACAGCAGCGUCUCCCGCUCUCGAGCAGUCCGACUCGUUUUUGAAGCCGGCCGACUUGCCCCACCGUCCUCAUACCUCCUUGUCUAGCUAUGCAGAUGUGUUGCCCAAGCGGCUGUCCAAGCGGAGUAGCUUCACCUCGCUCAAGCGUCUCUUCACAAAAAAGAAGUCGGGUGAUAUAGAAUCUAUUGCCGAGUGA